AUGGAGCCACCUGUGCAGUAUAAAAUUGGACUAUACAAACAUGGUGAUCUGAUGCAGCAAGUAACCGUAAAUGCGCCAUCGACCGUCUUUUACUUUGACAUACCCAGUGUGAACAAUGAGGAAUAUUAUGUUCGCUUUGAAUCACUGUACGAUGAAAAGUACGAUACAGCAGAGGUGUUUUUUACUGCUAAUGAGACUUUCAAGGCCAUUUCGUUAAAUGUACGUCCACAGCGCAAAUCAGAAGUGGAGAUAUCCAGUGGUAAUUACUUCGCAUUUCCGUUCUUCUUCCUUAUCGCCUACUUGUUUUUCAAUCAUCAAAAGGUGUUUGCUUUUAUGGAAACGGCAUUUGCAAGGCUCUCGAAUAUUUCACUUUCCCAACACAGUGCACCAGCAAGCGAUGAUUAUGCUGAUUCUGCGAGGAAACGGCAGAAACAGAAGAAGACGCAAUAA
Messenger RNA from Gongylonema pulchrum, 450 nucleotides. The record is from the annotation of a GenBank genome assembly. Lineage: Eukaryota; Metazoa; Nematoda; Chromadorea; Rhabditida; Gongylonematidae.